Molecule: messenger RNA, 29107 nt
Organism: Porites evermanni
Lineage: Eukaryota; Metazoa; Cnidaria; Anthozoa; Scleractinia; Poritidae
Source: the annotation of a GenBank genome assembly
UUUCUUAGUUUAUUAGGACAGUAAAAAUUAUUCCUUACAAUAAGUAGUGUCGGGUCCUAACCUAGCGAGUUUUUCUGGACCAUAAGUUGGUCCCCAAGCCGUUGUAUCUUUGUUUACUUUGGCUGUUUCCGACUAGGCUAUGGCCGGUCAUGGUUGAGUUCAAAAACUUUGCUGAGAACUGUUACGGAUUAACCGGCACUUGUUCUACUCCAUCGGCGUAGAAUGCAGCAGGGAGGAGUCAUAAUGGUAAGAUCGUGGUACAUGUCGACAAAACUAAGUAAUGCUCAUCCUAUAUCUUUAAUGUUCAGUGUAAGCUAAGUGAUGCUCAAUUUAUACUUUGCAGUACGAUGGAAGUAGAACAAGACGAUCAAGUCGGAACGAUGACCUCCACUCUAAAAUGCAACGAGCUGGCUCUGAAACUCUUUUAAAGACAGACCUCGAACAGUCCAAGGAGGCAAUAAAAAUUGAAAUUCGCAAACAGCUUAAACUAAAAGAGGGCGCCGAAAACCUGAAGAAAGUAGCAACUGACAAGAAAACUCUGGCACAGUGUAACACGAUUUUGAAAGAGGCAACUGCAAAACUUCAAGAUCUGCAUGAUGAACUUCAAGACCUUAAUGCUCGAGUGUCAGAGGAUAUGCCUUGUAAGUAUCUGUAUUGUUUGUGAUAACUGAAGAUAAAAGUGCAAGUCGAUUGUAUAGUUUAUUCCCAGCUAAUGAGCGGCUCGUCGAUUUUCGAAUCGAAAAUAUUCACUUUUUCAGUGUACCGUUGACACUGUAUACUAUAUGUGAUUAGAUUCAUCGGUACUAAUUGCACCUUUCAAAGUACAUUUUAGUAGAUGUUUAAGGUCAGUGGCUUAAAACUGGAUUGUCAAACUUUUUUAUCGUCAUCACUAAUAGUCGAUAAUUUUGUGGUGCGGCAACUCUAGGCUAUUAAUCGCGAUAGAACAAGCUGUGAAGUUAAACUCUUUCUAAUUAAUGGUCUUGGCUACCAUAAUCACUUAUGGCUAUGAGUUUGCCUGCACUUGGCAUUUACUCCUCUUUUGUAAAAGUGUACUCAUUCAGUCACGAACGAUCCGUUGUUCACCAAAGUAUACAACUUGUUUUUUUACUAUCCCAAGAAUGAUCUUUGUUAAUACUAGCUUGAGUACUUAAAAUUGAAGCUUGUCGUUUUCUAAAACAUGAUGUGCACUGAGUAUUAGUUGACCUUUUUUAAAAUUUUACCUGUUGAGAGUUUCGGAGCGUUCAAAAAAACACAAAAGUAUAUACACGAGUUAAUUGCUUGAUAGCGAAUCGAAUAUGCUAGAUGGUGCGUAUCGCCGCACAUUCUUAAAUAUUGAAAUCGUCACCCUCCGGGACUGCUAAUUUGUCAUGUUUAUAUCGCCUUAUAUUUUAAACUAUUAGCAAAAGUUGCUGCUGGGUUAUAAGGAUUUCUUUUGUCAGUCAAGGAAUCGUUAAGGCUCGAAGCUGCUUCCUCUAUGCUUUAGGUCAACUAAUAUUUAAAUCCUUUUGCUUGUGUUUGUGACAACAACGGUGGACUGUUUACAUUUUGAUGUAAGGAAAAGCCUUUGUUUGCACUUCGCUGCCUGUGGCGAGUGUUUCUCUGCGUUCUUUUACCCUACUGUGAUCGAUCCAGGAAUUAUAUUGAUAUAUUCUUUUUGCUAGAAUAUGUGUACAAGUUAUACUGAACAAAUGUUUAAUCAAUCUUUCCUUGUUGCUCUAAGCCAUUUGUUUCUGCAAGACUUAUUUAGCAAAAGAAGCUGAUGUACGUUUAACAAAAUUUUAAUGAAUAAUUUUGGUUUGAUUGAUCAAGAGUUUAGACAUAACCUUGUAUUGUUCGUCUUGAACUUGUUAAGCUAAUUUGGAUUAAAAUUGUUUGCACCUGGUCUUCCAACUCCAUUACAUUAACAGGUGUAACUGACAGCUAGAUGCCUGCAGCUAGUGCAGUCCAAUAUAAUGUCAAUAUUCAAGUCAUUUUUUUCUGAAUAAAUUUCUCUACAUCACUUCUAACAGAAACAGUCAUUACUGGACCUGUACUGUAGUUUUAAAUGAAAUAAAACCUGGAGGAAAACCAAUGAAAUAAGUAUCAGUUGUAGUGUAUAAAAACAGUCACAGUAACAGUUUAAGACGUUAAUAAGUUACAAAAACAAAGCUGACUAUAAAUAUAUUACUUGAUGAACAUACAAUAAAGAUGAGAUACUAAUUGUGUAAAAGGUGAAUUAUACAGAAUUCAUAAGUGAUACACACGUUUCUUAAAUUCUAGGAAUUUAAAUGAGUCAUGUGGAUAAAGAAAGUAAAAGCUAUUUGCAGGCUCUUAAAAAGAGUAAGGCUGAUAUUUUACCAACUGAUCAUCACUGAUUGCUAAUCACCUAAUUGCACUAAAUUUUGAUAGGUAGUUUUUAUUGAAUGAUACAAUUUAAUUGGUGUUAAUGAUGGGAUAUUUGACCUGUGAAUUCGCUCAGCUACCGUAGUAUAGAAGUAGUGAUGAAGGUAGAAGAAAAAAUAUCGUGGAAAACUGAAAACUUCCCAAACUAAUGUCUCUGCAAUAUUGCACAAAGAGAUUAGUAAGUUUGUUUCAUAUUUUUCUCUUGGUAAAAACCCUGUGAAGGCCAAAGAUGGCAAGAAUGCUCUUCCAGUAGACUUUUCUUUUAGAAAAGAUAAACUGCUUAUUGUUUUCUAUUUUGGUGGUGCUCAAAAUAUCAACUAUUCAGUCUCAAAUUCUUGAAAAAGUAUUGAAAUUUGCAAACCAGUUUUCCAGACAUGGAAAAAGUGUGCAGAUUAAAGCUAACUCUCCUCUGACUGUGUUGUACCCGGGUAACUGUAAGUUUGCAGUACAUCAGAGGAAAAGCUUUUGCUGCUACAUUUGUCGAGGUUUCUAUCUAUUCCUAAAUUGAUAGUCUUAAGUCUGGAGAAGGUCUUGAAUUCUACAUGUACAUCCCCAAAUCUGUAAAAGCCCCAGCAUUUUGCUCUCUCUGUGGUGGUGAGUUGACCAAUAAAACUAAAACUUUUUGUCAUCAUGCAAUACAUAUGAUAUUUCCCCUGCACCUAGCAUUGAGUUUGGCUUACUGUAGUCUGUUUUUCUUUUUUCUUUCUUUCUUUAUUUAUGAAUUCCCCUAAAUCCCAAGCUACACUAAGCCAUACUUUAUGUAGGAAAUUUGACCUGUAAGAUAUAUGCCUUGUUCUACAGUAACCCUCUUUGUUUUGUUCAUUUGCAACCAAGUUAGUGGGAUUUGACUGUCAUGCAAUGCUCUCUGUAACUUGGUUUUGGUGUUUCUGCUGCAGUGGAAAUCUCUCUUUCUCUGUUUUUUUUUGCCUGUAUCUAUGUGACUGAUAUUUCCCCUUGCUUUGCAGCUGAAAACACUGAUGGACUCUCUCCUGACAGAACAGAUGGAGUGUCAAAUGACUCGUCAGGAAAUAGUAAAAUUGAAUCAUUACAGAAGCAAAUUGCUGUAGAGAUGAAAGUCAAGCAAGGUGCUGAAAAUAUGUUAGCAACUUACAAUGCAAGUGGAUCAAAGAAAAAAGACAGUAAACUUAUUGCUGAGGCUCAGCAAAUGCUUGAGGACUCAAAAACAAAGAUUGAAAUUAUUCGAAUGGCAUUACUUAGAGAGCAGCAAAUGUCAACAGGAAGGGAAGAUGGUGUUUUAGCAGGUGGAGGGAAAGAGAAUGCCGCUCCAGGCUUGGGACUUUCACCUUUAGAAUUAAGAAUAGAGGAUGUUCGACAUCAUAUUGAAAUUGAAUCUAGAGUUAUACAGGGUGCAAAAAACAUGAUCAAGUUUUUGUCCAAGGCUGGUCAAGACAAGAAAGGUUUAGUAGAGGUAAGCAUUGACUGAAAAACAGAAACAUCAACAUUUGUUUUCAUUGUAAAUAAUAAUUAUUACAGGAAGCAAGGAAAAUAUUGCCCUGGUAAUGAUCUUGGAAAGAGGCCAUUUAAUUUAACUUAGCAGCACUUGGCAGCUACAAUCCGGGACAAAAGUCCUUGGAACGGUAAUGCAGUAUUCAUAACCUUCUGUAAUUUCUUGGUUCCCUAAAAAAGCAUUGCAUACUUUUUGAAAGUUUCUCGCAGUUUUCCCUCCCCCCCCCGUCCUGUGCAAAUUUGAAACUUGGAGAAAAUUCUGGAUACACUCAUCCAACGUUGUUUGUUGGGUGACAGGAGGGGCUGGCAUGUAUGAAUUGGAAAAUGCCCCACAAAUGCAAAAGUGUCCCAAGACUUUUGCCCCUGAUUGUAGCUUUAAGGCCUGAUGUCAUUAUAACAAAACUUUUACAAGUGUAAUUUACAAGUGCAGUAUUGGCUUCCUCUUGGCACUUACCCUGUAAUUAGAUUAGAAACUGACAUACCCAGAUAUGAUCUUGAGGGAUUCUGGGGUUGACUUGGAGGCUCUUGCAAACACAAUGCUGGACUUGAAUGUGUGGAAUAAGACUGUUCUGUGAAUCCCAAUCGAGUGGGCCAAAUGAUGAUUAUAAGGUGAUAAUGAAUAAAAACUGGCAAUGUGGAGGUAGUUAGCUAUUUUGCAAAAUGUGGGCAACACCCAUCAUCUUGAUGAUCAAUAAAUGAAAAGUUGUGUAGGUUUGGCAAGCACACAUCGAUGUAAAAAAACAUUUUCAGUUUUAUUGCCUUAUCUAAACAAUAAAAGGUUACUAGCUCAGCCAGGCUAGAAACAGACAAACUGUCGGUUACAACCGUUAAAAACUGUAUGCUUAACUUCACAGCUGUUUUGCAGGUCUAUAUGCCACAGGAUAUAACAGUGAACAGUACAUUUAAUAAUAUGAUGACCUUUAAGAGAAAAGUGUGUUGUUGGGGUUGGGGUUGGGGUUGGGGUUGUUGUGGGUGUCUAGUAAAAUAAGAGAAGCAUGGAAGAGUGUUUUUUCUGGUGAACUGUUGUGCUGCCAAUAUUGUCACACAUGCAUCAAGAGUUGGUUAAAUAACAUCAAGCAAUGAUAGCCUUGCCUUGUGCAUAAUUGACCAAUUGCAGCAAAUACAGUCUAACCUCUCCUUAUGGAAACCUUUAUAAUACGGACACCUCUCUAUUACGGACAGUUUGUUUGGUCCCUGAAAUGCCAAAAAUCAUACAUUCCCUACCUCUAUAAUACGGACACCUCUGUAAAGGGGACACUUGGUUCUGUCCCUUUGGUGUCCGUAUUAAAGAGGUUUGACUGUACCGUACAUGUAGUUUGAUUGUCUUCUUACAAUGUUGUUAGAACUCUAGUCAAUCCUUGACAUUGUUUUUAUUAAGGGUCAUUGGUCUCAGAUUUUGUCUGGCUACAAUAUUAUGUUUUCUUUCCCUCAUUGUCAUCUCCAUUUUUUCAGGCUGAAAGAAGAUUCCAUGAGUCGAGUCAAAAGCUAGAUUUACUGCAGUGUUCACUUACGAGACUUAUGGGAGAACUAUCUCCUGAGCAAGCUGCUGUAGGAAUUUUCAAAGAUUAUAUUACUACGCCACCAUCUUACGCCGAUCGUAAGGCCGUUGGUUUAGGAAAACAGCAGUAUACAGCUAUCACAAAACCAGCAGCUCUUACUGGCGAGUUAUAUGUAAGUACUGAGAGCUUCAGUAGAUUUUGUCUUUUAAGCAAACAAUGCAAGGAUAAACUUACGUACAAGCAUGAGCUAAGGAUGUUAACACAUGCAUGUGUCUCAUUUGUUACUUGAUCAAGAUGUCAACAUUUCUGUGCAGACUUUUAUCUGUUUAGUAUCUAAUGACUGUUUAGUACAAAUCUAAAGUGUUAUGACAAUGCUAAAGUUAUCUUCUUGCUUGAAGGCCCAUGCCACUGUGGCGGUUCUAAUAAAAGGUCUUAAGAAUUAUGGCUCUAUGGGCAGUACUGUGAUUUUUCUAUUUUCAGUCCACCAAGUUGUUAAAUUUAAAUAAUUCUAUACCAAGGGAUAAGGCUAAAAACCAUUUAGUAACGUUCACAACAAUGCUAUUUGGUGUACGCGAUAAUUUAAUGGAUCCUUCCAUGGUUUUUUCAAGUUUUGAUAAACACCAGUCAGCAAAUAUCCUUUGAUGCUGGUGGAUAGAGCGCUUUAAAAAGUUGAUAUCUGUAUGUUAAAAGCAAGUGAAGCUAUUGGUCCACAAGGUUGCAAUAUUAUACUGUAAACGUUUGUAAGGUGGGGGUUACAAACUUGCCCCCACCACACAAAUGUCUGUAAAAUUUGUUGUAUUCAGGUUCACAUUCUUGGUGCUGAUAGACUUUUAGCAGUGGUGCCUAACCGAGAUCCUAGGAAAACUAUAAGUCUAGCAAUGGUGAGCCCAGACGGAAAGCUUGGAGAUCGUACAGGAUCUAGCAAAAGAAAAAGUGGCUACAAUAGGUGGAAUGCAGAAGAAAAUUUAUCGGGUAAAUAUAAAAUAUGCUGUCUUAACAUCUUAGCCAAUGAAUUUAACACCCAUGUGAAUAUUAUUAGGACUAGUCAUUUAUAUUUCAGCAUUGAGUCUGAAAAAAAGAGGUAAAUAUUGGGAAAAGGAUAGAAGUGUUGGAUUGUACACACUGACCCAAAUGUGUUGGAACCUGAGUUUAAUUUGCCUUUUCUAGUUAAGGUGGGCGCUGGUGCCUACAAGGCUGGUGGAUGCGCGCAGUGCUCUUGUACAAGGAAGGAGGUAUCCAUGGCAACCCUGUGAGCGGCCCUCACCAGGCACUAUCACACUGAACUGUUCCAACCAAUACUUACCUAUCCCUAAAACAAAUAGGGAGGGAGGGUUGAGAAAAAAAAAGCACAAAAAUGGCAAGCAAGCAAGAAAGCUAUAGUAAAGACACUUUGUGAAGAACUGCAAGGAAUUAACUGUGUAUACAAGUCAUAAGAUGCCCUUGCUAGAGGCAUCAGGCCGCCCCCAGCAUAGUUCGAAAAACUGCUGACCAGUAUUGGUCGAAAGUUAAUUUUGCCUAAAUUACAUUUAGUCACAUUUUAAUGUAUUACCAAUAGAUGAGCUUGGGUGCUGGUGCCUACAAGGUUGGUAGAGCCAGGCAAUGCUUUAGCAUGAGGGAGGUAUCCAUGGCAACCCUGCAAGUGCCCCCCCCCCCCCCCCCCCCACACACACACACACCCAAGCGUUUACCUCCAUUGGUGGAGGGGCCAGCAUGGAACCUCCUACUCCAACACUUAUAAUAAACAUGUUUGUUGUUGUUUCUUCCACCACACAUUAUGGUUCAUCCAAAGCAUGGAAGGGGGUUUUUAUUCCAACUUAUUUUUCAUUAAAUAAAACGUACAUUCUUCCUUUUGUUGUGGAUUUUUAGUUGAGGUGUGUGCUGUUCUCAAGUUGGACAACUGCUAUGUUGGACAAAGUAUGUGGAAACCUUUAGGAACAGAAUGUUGGUCUCAACAGUUUCAUAUUGACUUGGACAAGGUAUUACAAGUUUAGAUUAAUGGGUUUGAGUUUUUAUUUUAAAUGGCACUGUGGUGUUUAUUCCUUUUUUCAGUUUGUCAAUGUGGCACUUAUCUGCAAAAUUUUCAUUUGUGAGGAUUGGUAGCUAGUACUUAGUAUUUUUUUCUUUUUCUUUAAUUUGUUAAAAAAAAUGACAACAAUAGCACAGUAUGGUCCACAGAACAGAACAAAAGUUAGUUCUUAAUGUCUAUAUCCACUCUAGAUCCAAAUGAAAUAGUUACAAUCCAACAGUACAAAGCAUCGUUGUCCCUAGCGACAUUGGGGUGCUGCUCCUCUGAUGUAAUUAAUUGAAUAAUUAGGGCUAUAAAGCAAAAUUCGGCCUUAAUCAAUUUAGGUCAUCAUUAUCAGUUAUCAUCAUCAUCAUCAAUUCUUCAAAUGCCAAGUAGCGCAUUUGGUAUCAACAAGUUUCCUCCAUUCCUGUCAGUCAUGUGUAAGCCUAUGAUGCUUACUCCCAGUUAAGAUUCCUGAAUUCUGCCUUAUAAUCCAGGUGGAUUUGGGAUAGGCUCCCUCCAUAUUCCAUUUGAGAUCAACCUUACGGUUGUUAGUGGUUCCACUUUGAAGCAUGUGAACAGUAGAGUUCUAUCUUCUUCCAUUAUAUCCUGUUAAAAAGUGCAGUGAUUGAAGUCCAAAGUAAAUCUAUGCAGGUAGUUUAGAGGCUUUUUUGUGAAAAGGCUAACAUUUGCCCUGAAAAAAUGUUUUUUAGCCCACUUUUCAUUCAACCUUAGUAAGAUUAAGCCUUAAUUUUUUUACGUAGUGAAGAGAAAAAAAGACCGACAUGCACAACUUUGACUACUUCAGGAAUGAAUGAAUGAAUGUCUUUUUUAUUUUUCAACAUUUUAUAGUCUAGCCUACCUGUACAGCUAAGUUUCUUUCUUAUCUUAUAUUGCAGUCAAGAGAACUGGAAGUAGGAGUAUAUUGGCGAGAUCACCGAUCUCUCUGUGGAGUAGCAUUCCUUAGAUUAGAAGAGUUUCUGGAUAACCAGCGACAUCAAAUUCAAGUCCCUCUUGAGCCACAGGGCUGCCUGUUUGCUGAGGUUUGACUGCUUUAUAUUUCUAUUCUUACUUUAAUGAUUGUUUUUUCCUGUUUGUAUGCAAUAAUCCUUUAUAAUGAGCUGAUUACCACUUUGUCAAAAAAAAUUCCAUUUCUUUAUUUUGCCAGAUCUAGAGAGUCAAUAAUUCCCAUAGAGAAAAGAAAUACCCAAUCAAACUACCGUUUGCAGCAGGGCUAACUUUUGAAUUUAUGAAGGAAAUCCUAUGGUGUUACCAUAAGAACGAAAUGUUCUUAGUUCAGUUUUUGCAUUGUACCUCUUAGGAUUUUAGACAGAGAAUUUGAGUUUGGCCACUGUUAGGAAUGAAAGGUUUAAUUUAUUUCUUUUAGCAGAAUGCACAAAAUAAAUUUUACUUUGGCAAAGAUCUCAAAAAUAAUAUCUACUAAUUCUGGUUUUAAAGUUUGGAAAUUUCACAUGCCCAAUGGAAUGGUACAUUCCAGUUGCACAGACCCGACCCAUGACCCAAGCUACCACGCAUUUAGUUUUUGUUCUGUAAGCAGGCUACUAAAGAGCGUUACUCAGAGCACCCUCUGUCAGCCAGUUCUGUAAUAUCAAACACUAAAAAUUAGACAUUUAAUGUAUGUGUCAAUUUAAAUUCAUUAUUUGUACACUGAUUUACUGUUGCUUUACAUUUUACAUGUAGUUGUACAUGUAUUAUUAUUCACUCAUGUGUUUUACUGACCUUUUAAGGUGUUAUUGUAAUACUUUAAGUGGCAGUAUGUUUUGUGCUUCUGUACGAAACCACCAUUUCUCAUGCAUACUUUUUGGAGUAAUAAAUACUUCACUAGACAAAAAGAUAACAUUGGGAGAAUCUAGUUAGCAUUAUUCUCUGCCCUUUGGACACUUUUUGUCAGAUUAAUGUUAGUUUGUAUCUACGUAGCCCAUUUUUUAUAGCAACAAAAUUUGAAUUUAGUAUUCUGUUUUUGUUACCAACUGUCGAGGUUAAGGAUUUAAAGAUGCGCAUUCCAUAUUAUUGUUAUUGUUUUAUGAAACUAAAUCAGUGAUUACAUUGAGUCUGACAACCAACAUUUAUUUCAAUAAUUCAUUUCUAAAAUCUACAGAGGAAAGAUGUGAGGUAAAGAAACAUGAACAUUAUGUUUGUCUGACCAAGGGAGUGUGAUCUUCUUAUAUAUUUAAUCCUUCUAAUUUUGUUUUUCUAGUUGAUUUUUAAGCUUAUUUAAUUUUUCCAAGCUUUAACAUAAACAAAUGGAAGAAAUUGAACUGUUAUUUUUUCUAACCAUUGCUGAAACCAAUCCCUGCCCUGUUGCCUAUUGUGCACAAAAUCUCAAGAUUUAUGAAGGCUAAAAUUUGUAUUUUUCGUUCUCUUUGGUAUUAAAAGUUGUGAUGCCAGUGUGCUGUGUAGGCAGAUGUUUUCUAUCUGUUUUUCAAAAUGUAUCUUAAAUGCCCUGAGUUUCUCUCUCAUACUUAACCCAGGAAAAAUUACUCGUAGAUCUUAUUCAUUAGAAAUAUUUUUUUCCUUCUUAAAGGGUUUAUUAGGGUGAACAACUGGUAUACAGUAGUCAUGCUUUGCUGUUUCCAGUAUUAAUGUACAUUAUAUUCAUUUCCUUCUUCAAUAAUUCAUUAACCCUAAGGAAAUUCAAUACCUCUUUCCAUUUUACAUCGUUGUUUGAUUACUUAUACUCUGUGUAAGGUCUAAAAAAGUUAAUAAAACUUGUAGUACAACAGUCCAUUUUUAAUCCUGUUUUCAUGUUCAUAUAACCAUGAAUUAUCACCCACUUAUUUUUAAAACUUGUAAAAUAAGUUCUGUAACAUUUUAUGUAAGGGGAUGUUGCCUUGUUUUGAAAUGCUUCAUUGGUUUAAGGUUUUUGUUAACUGGUCCAUGAACAACACUUGGCAAUCUCUGUGUCAAGUCUUCCUGAAACAGCAUUUUCACAGCAUAUUUAUUUUUCUGAUUAAUGGCCAUAAAUUCUUGAUGAAAAAUAUAUUUUGCAUUAAAAUUUGUGAACAAUGUAUUUCAUGAAUGUAAGUUUUCUUUAGAAAAAUAUUUUCAGCCAAGUAUUAUCCAUAUUGUAAUAAUUAUUAUUUUCAUCUUCUGACAGAUCUGUUUGAGCAAAUUUGCAUACAUUUUAUGCUCUGUGAUUUCAUAUGACUGGGUUAAAUGAAAUGUGAAGAGAAAAUAAGAAGCAGUAUGUUUAGAAAUGGGAGCUUUAUUGUGAACUUAAUUAAUCUUGGGCUUUUGACUUGAAACCCUACACUCAUACACUGUACAUGUGAAAACCAAAUUUCCUUUUUUUUUACAAAAUCAAAUUCAUAAUCUUUCAAUUUACUUUUGACACCCUGAAUAUUUAACUGUUAUCACUCUAAGACCACAGAGAUAAAGUAUGGGCUUUCUUGCUAAGAAGCGUGUUGUUUAUACUGUUAGUGAUUUGUGUUUCACAAGAGAUUUACAUACUUUGCAGACAUGACAGGUGCUUCUUUUAUAAUAUUUAUUUUUUUGUUUGCUUCUGGGACCAAUCAAUUCUUACUAUGAGGCAGGUCUUGGCAGGUGAACAACUGUUAUUGGCUGGUAACAUGAUGAAAAAUACUCAGAAGCAAUUAAGAAGGUACCGAGUGAAUCCACUGUGAAUCCCAUGGCUUCAUUGGCUUGUGAAUGUGGCAAAACCCAUUUAAAUUGUCUCCCCUGCUUCCAUGGCUACUGUGAUGGUCUUUGUGAUGUUUAUUCAUGAUCUUUUCUGUGCUUACAGUCUUAUUACUGAGUCUGAGGGAUCUGUUUGUGUCAGGUUAUGUCCUGAUCUUUGAUCAGCUAAGCCAUGCAGGUGAAUUCAACACAGAUAUAGCUCCUUUUUUUGUUUUCAAGCAGACAAAGAUGGAUUAAUGCCAGUGAUUGGGAUGAACUGUAAUGUUUUGGCCUCUGGCACAUCAAGGGAGAGCCUGUACUGAAAAGCUUCCUGUUGAAUUGUCUGUUGAUAAAUGUACUAUUUCCCAUAAAAUGCAUUAUUCACUAAUUUGAAAGGUGAGAAAGAGACUCAACCAAAAGCCAUGUAUGGAAGAAAAUAAUUAAGACUGAUUGAAAUUCAGAUUAUGUGUGCCAUGAAUGUUAGUGAGGAUAGAGGAGCAGUGACCAUCAAGCAAAAUGGCUUCCAAUAUCAGACAAGGCUUGGAAUCACCAGCAAGAAUAUUGAGAAAAUUUAUGAGCAGUGGAGCAAGGAAUUGUCUAAACAGGAGUAUGGAAGUGUGAAAUUGGGGGAGUGUGAGAAAUCUACGGAUAAAAUAGAAUGCAAAUCCUCAAAAAAGGGAAACAUCUGUGUGAAUACUAAUGAGGAUGAUAUUAUGAGCAGAAAAAGCUAUCGGCCGGCUGAAUAUGCGGCUAAAUAUUCUGAAGAAAACAAAAAGCUGCCACCCUUUCGUGCUGGAAAAUAUAUUCCCAAAGAUAAUGUGUAUUCUUGUAGCUCAUGCCUUCAAAAUGAGAAAACUACUGCUUUGUCUUCAAAACCAAAGGAAAGCUCAAACAAAAUGGUGUCUUGUUUGGGUUCACCACCACCAUUUAGAACAGGGAAAUACACACCAAAUGAUAGUGGAAUCUAUGUGAAGAGCUCUGAUAAAUUUCCCUCACAAUCUGCCUCUCCAACACAGGGGUCCCCGAAACACAAAGGAAGAAAACAGUCUGUUGAGAGAAUAAUAAACACACUCGAUGAAAUGUGUCUUAAUGGUAGACGAUCUCCAAGUUCACCGAAAAGAAGAUCUCAGGGAGUUUCUUUUACUGAUGGAAGUAAAGCCUCAUCACUUGAACAAAUUGGUUGUUGCAGCUCUGCAAGGAAGAGCUCAACGCUUCCAAGACUGAGAAAUCAGAUGAGUCAUAGUGCAGAUGCAGUAAACAAAAAUUUAAAGACUCGCCCAAAAAGUGCAGCCAUGGAAAAUUAUGCUAAAUCUCGAUCAAGAACAAAAAGUGAAAAUAUGCUAACCAUAACAACCACUCCACGGCCCAAAAGCUCAGUAUUGGAAAACAGCACUCCAAACUUUAGAACAAUCAUAAAAGACAUAGAUAUAGGAUCUCCUGAAAAAUUUAAAGCAAGAAAAACUGUUCAGAAUAGACCCCGAAGUGCUGUCUUAGAAAAUGGACUUUCAAGCCGUUUGCCAAUGAAAAUUGUUACAAAUCCGAAAAAUCAAUUAUCUGUGGGAAAAACUUUGGAUAGGACACCAAGUCGUGAGUCUAACAGAUUUCUGAGGAAAGGGUCAGAUUCUUCUGAACGAGGGCACCAGCGAUCAAAGACAACUACCUCAAUUAGCAGCAGCUGUAGUGAGCGAAGUUACAAAGCUAUGAAAACUAAAAAGCCAAGACGAGAAUUACAGAGAAAUGCUGCUUAUGUUAAGCCAAGGAUAAACAGGAACUAUAGACAUGGGGAUAGGAAAAAAGGAUCAAGCCGGAAAAAAGCUCCCUUGGGCCCUAGACAAGAAAAAAUUUCAACAGACGAAGUAGAUAGCUGCAUUCAUGAAAAACCAUCUGCUGCUGAAAAGCCUGUUGUUUUCUCUUUAUUCAUGGACAAAUUUUGUGUUCGCACCCAAGACUGGAAUGGGCAAUUUAGAAUCCCUGCACUCAAGAGAUGUCGGGUGAUGGCUUGGAAGAUAAAGAGAAUUUCUUACCUCCUUUAUGAAAAGGUGUCUAUUGUUUUCUAUUCCAUUUUCCUUGCAUUACUCAUGCCAGGUUUAAUUUAUUCAAAAUAUUGGCCCAUAACAGGCAGAAUCAGAUCUUUUUGGCAUCCUGCAAUUUUUUAGAAUUAAAUUUAGUUUUUAGAGCAAUAAUCCUUUCCCCCAGGGAACCUUCUUCUGUUAAACUUAGUCAGUUGCUGCUUUAUUGGUUUUUUCAUGACAGCUCCAAACAUUGAUUCCUGAUAGAGAAUUUUUUUUAUCUGUGUUAUGUGACGCAUUCUGAGUUAUAUUUAUUCAUUACUUAGUUUUACUUCCAAUUUAUUUUUGAAUAUCCCCUUUUCUCAGCAUGGGAAAUUAUUGUUAUUUUAUAGAAAUAUGACCACAUGCUUUACUCAAUCAAACUAAUUCAGCAUGAUCAGCUUUUGAAUUCAUAGGAAAGGCAAAGAAGCAUAAUAAUAAUAUUUUGUAGUUCUCAUAUGUCAAGUGCAGUCAUGAUCAAAAUGAAUAAUUAUGUAAUAAUUUCAUGUCAGUGUUGCUGUAGAAGAAACUGUUUUAUAUUAUUAUUUUUUUAAUUUGAAUUUUUACUUGAAGCUGUUUUUUUUUUUAUAGCUCGAAUUAAUGCUGCAGUAAAUUAGAAAUGCGACAAAAUCUAUUUGUCUACAGUACAUUUCCACUAAAUCAUUUCUUUUGUUGAAAAUUGAACGCUUUCAAGUGUAUGCCAUUAUUUUGUUUCAUUUUUAUCAAUUGAUUGUAAGCUACUUUUUGUUGAAAAUUUGGCCAGUGCCAGUUUUUUGUAUUUUUCUUUUUUUUGGCUAAAACCAUUGAUUUUAAAGGUGUGCAUGUAUUCUCACAAAAACAAACGUAAAUGUCAACAUUUUAGCCAAGCAGCUGUUGUUGCAAGUUUUUUUCAUUUCAUUUCAGUUCAUUUGCUGAAGCAUUUUAAUUAACCCUUGUCAGCACAGACAGUCUGUUUCUGAAUGUUUCUUUUUUUAUUAAACAAAAAUGUUAAUGUUUCUGUAUGAGAAGGUUUUAUAUUUUCAUAAUUCCAAAUGCUGCCAGUAGACUGCAGACUGUUAUAAUCACACACACUUAUUUUCAGUGAAAUUUACUUCCACCCAUGGCAAGAAAUCAUUAUUAUUUUUCUCUAGUUCACUUUAGAGAUGGACUAUGUAAAGUGAUAUUUUCUCAGAUGAAACGUGCUAGAUGAACUUUUUGUGCUAUUCCCACAGUGAAAUUUCCUCAACUCUUUGCACUGAAUUAUAAUCAUCAGUUGAGAAGGAAAUUUCUACUUAUCAUGAUUUCGCUGUGUUGUUAUAUUUCCACAGUUUUUGUCUUUGUGUGGUGAAGAAUAUAGCAUGUUUUCAGACAACCACCUGUUGAAUCAUAGUUAUAAAUAUUUUAUAUUUUGAAAGGAAAAACUAAAGGCUUGUUGUAUGGAGCUUAUCCAUAUCCUGCGUUUUUGUCAAGAAUGCUUCUAAGCUGUGCUAUGUUUGUGUUUCCUUUCAAAUGUGUUAAUCAGGUGACAUUUCUAAAUCCCAUGGUGACAAAGAAACCAAGGCUACAGCGACAAAAGAAGCUAUUUCACAUUCAAAAAGGUGAGAGAUUUAGUUUCUAAACUGACAAUAGCAAUCCUAGCACUGGUGCUGUUAAUGUUGUUUUAGUGAUAUCUAUGGUCAAUAAGAAUGUGGUGAUGAAUUUUCAACUCUCUCCCAUCUUUUUGCUAUAGUAAAUUUCAAUCAAGAUGUUGAAUAAAUAUGUGUAGCUUCCUGAUCUAAGUUCACUAGACAAUAUACAUGGUGAUAAAAUGUUAUGAUUUGCAUUAUAUGUAAAUUAUCUUGGAGUUACGGCAUUUUCUAGAGUAGUAGAAGAUUGUCUUAUUGAAAUUGUAUUAAGAAAUCAAGGUGAAUCUAUCAAGUGAGGGAACAGCAGAUUAUAAUAUUUACAAAAUGGUGUUAUUGUUUUAUUCACUGUGGAUCAUAGAUUCAAGUGUACUGUUCAGGGUGCAAAGAAAGUCAUUUUUACAUCUUGCCAUUCGGGCAAGCUGAAGCUAGCAUUUACUAGCCCAAACAUCAUUUCAACUAGCCCCCAAAAUUUUUUGAUGAGCAGAAUUGAUUUCACGGUUCCUCUGUAAGUUAAUACUUCACUUGCCCAUCGGGCAAGUUAAAAACAGAAUUCACUAUCCUGGUAUCACAAUCCACUAGCCCUGGGCUAUCGGACACUACUUUCCUUGCACGCUGCUGUUUCAUGCUAUGAACAUGUCCCUUAUCCCAAGCUACAGGGUUAUUUUGAAUAAUUUAUUUUAUUGGCCACUGAUGCAAGCAUGAAAGGAAACUGUAGAAUUUGAAAGCGGUUGUCUAAUUAACACACGUAUGCCACCUUAAAAUGAUAUAUUUACUUACCUUUUUUGUUCCGCUUGAUCAUCUUGGGAACAAAUUGGGAAGGGGAGAGUAAAAAAAUUAAAUUUCUAUUCUCAUUCAAAAGAAACUUCCUCUAAUUUUCAAACAAAAAGUUUUACACUUGACCUCUUCUUAGCCCUUUAAUUCCAAAAGUUAUCAACAUCACUUUUCUCCCUACAUUAAUAAUACAUAAUCAAAAGAAAAGUUUAUGAGAAUUAAUCAGAUGAUCACCUACAAGAAAAUGCCUUGAUCUUUAGUUAAAUUCUUCCAACUAAUUCUUGAAGGAAAUAUAUGAUAUCAUUUUACACAAUUUGUAUGAUGAUAUUCGCCACUUUGUAUGAGGAUAUUUGCCACUUUGUAUGAAGAUAUUCGCCACUUUGUAUGAGGAUAUUCGCGUACAAGAAAAUGCCUUGAUCUUUAGUUAAAUUCUUCCAACUAAUUCUUGAAGGAAAUAUAUGAUAUCAUUUUACACAAUUUGUAUGAGGAUAUUCGCCACUUUGUAUGAGGAUAUUUGCCACUUUGUAUGAAGAUAUUUGCCACUUUGUAUGAGGAUAUUCGCCUACAAGAAAAUGCCUUGAUCUUUAGUUAAAUUCUUCCAACUAAUUCUUGAAGGAAAUAUAUGAUAUCAUUUUACACAAUUUGUAUGAUGAUAUUCGCCACAUUGUAUGAGGAUAUUCGCCACUUUGUAUGAGGAUAUUCGCCACUUUAAAAACAAGAAGGAAACUGGACCAAGUAAGCUUUCACAAGCCAAAGACGUCUGGGAUCGUUACUGGGAAUGUGCUAUUCAGCUAUUUGCCUAUUUGUUUUCCCUGUCCCCAAUAUCAAAAACAGUUUCAGAAGUCUUUUGUUAAGUUAACUCAGCCCAUGAGAAAUGAUGUAAUCAACAUGUCAGGAGCAUGGGACAAAGACAAAAUCUGAGUGGAAUUGAGCCUAUGACCUUCCGUACUCUGGUCAGGUGUUCUAACCACUGAGCUGCAAAGGACUCGUGGCAAGCUGGGCCAUAUAAAAAUAAUUUAAAAAUUUAUCAACUUUUUUUAUUUAUUUAUUUAUUUAACUCCGCCCAGUUACCUUUUUGUUUCCAAAAUGGUGAUUGGAGGCCUAAAGGGUUAAAUGUGAAGGGUUUUGAAAUUUUGAAAUGGCCUAUGACGACUUUGUUUUGUCUUCUGUUCAUGUAGCUCACUGUUUAAUUUUUCUGGCAUUGACCACUUUCGCUUUACCCAUAAUAGAACUUGUUUACCCUCAAAUUUUGCAUAAGCAUUGCUACCAAUUUCUCCUGGAUCUGACAGUUAUCCCAAGGGAAAGCGAAAACAAUGCUCAUGCAAAAUUUUUGGGGGUAAUUCAAGAAUGAUUGAUUUUCAGGAAAAAAUUUUCUUCGUGCUGGACAAAUGAACACAAAUGUUGCCACUUGGGCCAGAUUACUAAAGAGAGCAGCUCCACCAAACUGUGCAACAGAAAACACAACUCUAAGUCCUAACUCUACACCUCAAUAUCCAAGGCAAGUUUACCUUCUACAUGUAGUAAUGCAGGUCUGUUGUAAAAAUGAUCAUGAUGCAGGGCCGUCACUGAGAUUUCAAGUUGCUGGGUAUAUUCAAUUAGUAGGCAGGAAAUUAAACAGCUUUGAAGUUCUAGUAUCUUUUAUUUCCCUUUUGUUUCCUCUCAACGUAGUUGGGGGUUGUCUUCGCAGAAGCUGGGGAAAUCUCUGGCCCCUUGGCUCUUAGUGACAGCCCUGUGAUGAUAAUUUCAGUUCUUUUGACAUGACAUUGUAUUUAAAAGCUUUUAGCCAGGAAUUGCCAAGUGGCCGUCCACAAAUUGAUAUGGCCCCAUUCCACUAGGGAUGGGGGGGGGGGGGUCUGAAGGAAUUCCCCCCCCCCCAAAAAAUAUUGAAAAUAUUAGCCUUCCUAGGUGCAUUUUCUGCGAUUUUCAGCUGAUAAACUUAUUGAUUGGACAAUUCAGAGUUACGGUAAAUGUUAAAUGUGUCUUUUCUUGGCAAAAACCUAAAAUGGACUGAAUUUGUACCUGCUGGCCAUACUAAAUGCAUCAGUUGUGUUAAACCACUUCCAAGCUUGACGUUUAUAAUUUUGUUUGUCUGACGUCAAUCUUUGGCAGCCAUCUUGGGGGAAGUUGAAAACUGGAAACAAUGUGUAGGGAUUGGACUGUGGGAGGGUGGCUGGGAAUUAUUUUUGUAACGACAAAAGCGGACUGAUAUAGGAUGGAAAAUGAAAAUGUGUUAUUGCAUUUGGCUUCCUUUUGAUGUUAAAGUUGUGCCUGUUCUAGCUAUGCAGACAUAUUUCCAGCCAUUAGGAAAAGUAUGAUUCUGAACACAUGUCGUUUACACAAGUUACUACUUCAUGUAGCCAUCAACAAGCACUCCCCAGUAGGAAAGCUUCUUCCUGGCUACAUGAGGUUCCUUUCCAUGAAAUCAGUCCUUUAAUGCGCACCAUGCUCUACAUUGAUAUAAAUGGGAAAAAAUAGCCCAAUAUUGGAGUAUGAAGGAACCUCAGCAAAGUAAAGUAGAAAUAAGGUGGUGGUGAGGUUGUGUGUGAAGUUUCUCCAGUAUCUUAAAGGAAUCAAGUAUUUUUUUUACAUAUCAUGAUAUCACUGACUGAGAAUCAACAAGAUUAUUAUUAUAUUAUUUUCUCCCAAAAAAUGGCCGUCCAGUGGAUGGCCACCUGGCUAAAAGCUUGCUAAUACCCACUGGUCAAGGGCCCAGAGAAGGCAUCUUCUAACUUUUUCAAGAACUAAGAAAAAGGUGAAACAGCAUGCAAGCAAAUUUGAGACCUGCUUGUCCUGAGGACAUAAGGUCCUUAUUUACUGGAUUUCAACUUUUAUUCAAGAAUAAGAUCAGGUCUAAAAGUUUAGCUGCAUUCACGCACACACUCACACAUCUACAGAACAAGCAAAAACAAACAACUGUUACAGAAAGAAAAAAGAAAACAUGGCAUAAAAGACACAUGUAGGUUCUAUCCUAGCCUGCAGACAGCAGACAUUUCUCCUCGCUCAUCGCCGCUGAGGGACGUUUUGCGAGGAGGAACGUCUGCGACUCAGCAACAUAAAUUCCAUACUGAUGACGUAAAAUCUGUCCGAAAUCUGGUCAGAAGCACUAAUUGGUCGACAGAGUAGUUUCAUUGUUUUAGGUAUUGUUUACGAAUGACAGACAAAAGACAAAAGGCCGCAAAGGUCAAAUGUAAACCCGAUGAAUCUCUAACAAAACAGCCAAUACUUGUGGAUUAUAGUCUUCUCUAGCUAGAAGGAUUUCAGUUUUGCUGGAGCUCACUCGCAGAUGCAUACAACGCUUUUACCAAAAUCGACUAGGAGAAACGUAAAAUUGAACAAAUUUGAAUUUGGAGCCCCAUGACUACCGGAUUUAUUAUGUAAACAUUGAUUUAUGUCAGCAGUAUGGAAUUUCUGUCGCUGAGUCGCAGACGUUCCUCCUCGCGAAAUGUCCCUCAGCGGCGAUGAGAGAGGAGAAACCUCUGCCGUUCGCAGGCUAGUUCCAUCCAUAACUAGCAAGUAUUGUAUGUGAAGGGAACACUAAAUAGAAAGAGAAAGAAACUUUGUGUAACAUUGAUUUUUUGAUGUGUUUUCUAGCACUCAACAAAGAACACAAACACCUCCUAGACAACCUGAUUUUAAUAGUACUACCCCUAGUAAAAACCAGAAGACUACAAAUAACAGUGGUGUUCCGGCUGGUACGAGUCCGAAGAAAACAGUCAAUGAAAAUGAAGUUCAGGUAAUUCUCCUCUUUUAAUUAGGUGGAAUAUGAUCGUUUUGGCAAGUGUAGUCCUGAAUAUGACUGUUGUUGAUAGUGACUGAUGUUUUGACUACCUGUACAGUAGUCAUCUUCAGACACUGAAGAUCUCACUGGUUGUCAAAAUGUCAGCUACCGUCAACUUCAGUCCUAUUCAAGACUACACUUGCCCAGAUGAUCAUAUUCCUCCUCAGUGGGUUCCACAUAAUUGGCAACAUCUUCUCAAUCACCUGGAGCAUCCAGAAAAUGUUUUGGCUUUUUUUUGUUUUUGCAAUUGUUACGGGCAAGAGGUUUCAUUUGCUUAAUACACUGGUAGAAACCAGUCUAUAAUGUAGAUCAAUAUUAUGAUCAAAAUUUUACACUUGCCAGUAAUUUUGAAAAGUUAUAAAAGCUUUCGACCUCAACUGAAACCUUGUUCACUUGAACUGCGCUGGCAGGUGUCUUGUCCGCCGCAUAACGUGCGACGAUUAGUUCUCAAUAUUAUCUGAAUUUUAAGUUAAAAAAUUUGCUCAUAGUUUAGAUUUACUGGAUAGAUGAAUCUACACAAGUCUAGAUUGAUAUUGCCUCUGUUGUUCAGAUCAUCCUUCAAUGCACCUGAGGUGUUUCCAUAUGAUCCUGGUUCAGCUCAAUUGCUGGAGCACAUUGUGAGACAACAUGGAUGUAAUCAAGGCAAUCUGGACAGUUUAUUAUUAAACCAAGGCUUUUGCUUAAGUCAGGUCUUUUAUCAGUGGCUGGAAACUGUAAAUUUUCCUUUCUUUCCUCGCCUUUUUGGUAGUAAAAUAAUGCAAUACAUUGACUUCAAAUCCCAGUUCCUCUCCUUCUUUAAUCAAAAUGAAGUGACAGCUGUGUUUAUGACAGUUUAGAUCAGUGUUGGUUAACUGAAAUUUGUGAUUUAUUUUUCUAGGAUGCUCUUUCAGCGUUUGGUUUCCUUGAUAGUCCUCAAAGACAAGAACUUCAGCCUUCUCCACCAAGACCAACACCUCCUGUUAGAAGAAAGUAAGCUUGAAUUACAGAAUGAUGACAGUCAUUUCUUUGGUUUUUUAGGAUAGUAUUUGUUAACUCAUAUUUGGAUUCAUUAUUGUUUUAGACCUCCAUCUCCUCCUACGAGUUCAACAAGCCACAUGAACAUUGAUAGCUUUCGUUGCGUCAGUGUAUUAGGCAGAGGGCAUUUUGGGAAGGUAAAAUUUGCAAACUGUCAUAUAUUGAUAAAUAAUAAUGAUGAUCAAUUUUUUUGAUUUGCUGUAUAUUAUUGUUUUGUGACAUUUAUAUUAUUGAGCAGCUUAAACCCGAUAAAAUAAUAUCAAAUUGCCACUUGAAGAUCAAAUUCAAUGAAAAAGCAGCAUUUCUUUUUUUUUUUUUUUAACUUCAAAGCUAAUUACUUGGACAUACUCUAACUGGAUUAUUUUUGGGUGAUGAAGGGGUGUGUAAUCUCAUACCCAAAUUUCUUGACAGCAAGAGAUCUGAGUAAGAAAAUGGACAUGUUUUUUUUGUUGUUGUUCUAGGUGAUUUUAGCUGAAUACAGAAACACUAACGAGCUGUUUGCCAUCAAGGCAUUGAAAAAGGGUGAUAUUAUUUCAAGAGAAGAAGUUGAAAGGUAGAUUAUGAUAUCCUUAUCCUUAACCCAGUAUUUAUCCUAGAUUCCUGCCCAGUCUGCUAUGAUAACUCAUGAGCUGUUUGCUAUCAUUAUCAGAUUAUUAAAUUGGUUUAUGAUAGUCAGUUUAGUUAAUCAGUGGUAAGAGUUUUUGCUAGUUUUGAUUUUUUUUUUCGUUAUUUCUAUUUUCACAGUCUUUUGUCUGAGAAAAGAAUAUUUUUAACAGCAAACAAGAUGAGACAUCCAUUCCUUGUUAACUUAUUUGCUUGCUUCCAAACACGGGUAAGAUUUUGCAGACUGGUGUCUUGUUUAAACUAAUGAGCUACUUUCUUUUCAAAGGAUUUCAGUUUCUGCUAUCUCUAAAAAGCCCUGGAAUGUUGUGACGGACUUGUCCAGGAAUCCUUGAAAAUAAAUGAAUUUCGCCAUAAAAAUAGGAUGUGAUAGAGUGGAGAUCACCAUAAUACCAUUUUUUCUUGUAGCUAGCCCUCAUGUGGUGCAAUUAAAGAGGCUAUGUCACGAGGAUAUUGUAUUACUGUUUUAGGUCAAUACUGUGCUGAAGUCAUUACUUAGUAGAGCCUUUACCCAACCACAAAAUGCUCUUGUAGAGUUAUAAAGAAGAUGUCAAACAAAUUUCAUCAAAGAGCACUAACCAAAAUAUUUUUUUAGAGAUUUCGCAGGCAGAGCAUUAAAACUUGAAAAAGAUGUCCCAACGUUUUCAGGUUUUAGUCCAUCUUCUUCCUUGCUAUCUGUAGCAAUAAAUGACUGGAAACAGUGUCAAUGCUUGAAUGUAGUCUUAAAUAACAAAACUGGACUUAGCAUCGUUCCCCGUGUUCUCUCCUACCCGUCCCUGCAGAGUGAGAAAGAGAGAACCUGGGAACGAGGUUGAACUGGACCAUUAUUUUUGGAAUUUAAUUGAUGAAAAGCCUUGUUUUAAAUAGCAAAUAGCGUGAUAUGGCGUGACAUGGCUUUACAUAGCCCCUUUAAAGUAAUAUAAAAAAGCACAUGUGACACCAAGGCUUAGGGUUGCAGAAAAAAUACCUCAUUCUUAUUUGCCUCUCAUUGAAUAGAAAAAGAAUAACCAAGUAGCACAUUGGUUACAUACUGUACAUAUUCUUUGAAGCACUGAAUUAAUUUUCUGCAAUCUCUCAGAGUCAUUGCACUUGAAAGGGUCAAUGUGUAACUUAGUAUGAUUUCUUGGUGUUGUUGUAGGAACAUGUGUGUUUUGUAAUGGAGUAUGCUCCUGGUGGUGAUCUUAUGAUGCACAUACAUGCAGAUGUCUUCUCAGAACCUAGGACAGUGUAAGUGAACAUUCACAUGAGUAGCACAUGUUUUAAGUUGCUUGAAAGUCACUAGUUGUUUCUUUCAGCACUUUUCAGCUCGUUUCUUUUUUCUCUCUUUCCUUUCUUUUUUUUUCCACAAAAGCACUGUGAGCACAGACAAAUGAACCGAAUUUUUUAGCUGAAUUUGCUUGUAGAUUUGAAUUAUGUACAUUAACUAAAGUUGACAUUGUAGCAAAACUACCAGACACAUUGCCUUGGUAUUAAUUUUUAAUAAAAUUAAUAAUUACAGUAAAAAAUCUGAACAAACAUCGCCAAUUUACACUUCAAUUUUCUUAUCCUCCUUUUAGAUUUUACACAUCAUGUGUGGUGUUAGGUCUGCAGUAUCUUCAUGAACAUGAAAUCGUUUACAGGCAAGUACUUUGAUAUAUUAUAAAUUUGACGUGUGUAUAUCAACACAUUUUCUUUUCCAAAUCAUCAUUAUUUGUGCAGUUACAUUCCUCUAUUCCCUCAGUGCCAUUUGAGACCUCUUCUUGUACUGAUGGCCUCUUAGCCAGUUAAUGGGUGGGGUGGGGUGGGGCAUUUUUCGCCUCUCCCCUACCCCUCCCCUUGCUACCAGCUUAGCUAUAUGUCAGUCUCAGCCGUGAAUUGCUAUGAAAAAAUUGUUCCAUGUACAAUACAACACUGAAACUGCGCAUUAUUUACUAAGAAAAUUUGUUUUCAGGUAAACGAGGUAUAGCCUAAGAGACACAAAUUAACAAGUAGUGCAAAUAAUUCAGCAAUUUUCUACUAAAAGCCCCAAAACAUUUUUAGUUGUUUGUCUUCAUUUGCUCCUUGAAAUUAUCCAAGUGUUAACAGGACAACUCUCUGUGUUUUCAAAAGUUAAAUUCCUUGUUUUGGUCUCUUUUUCAGGGAUUUAAAGCUUGACAAUUUACUGUUGGAUUCUGAGGGUUAUGUCAAGAUUGCCGACUUUGGCCUGUGUAAAGAAGGAAUGGGUUAUGGAGCAAGAACGGGGACCUUCUGUGGUACACCGGAGUUUUUAGCACCAGAGGUUAGUAACUAUAGGGCAGCUAUGCAUGCUUGUAUUUUGUUUAAAAUGCAGCACCAACAGCCAACCUGGAUCUUUUGUGGUAAGCCAGAAUCUGGAUUUUGUUAUCCACCCGAUAAAAUGAUAUUCAGUGGAUAUAGUAUUCGCGAAACCAAUUCUAUUAUCCACAGGACAGAGAGUUAUCCAGUGGGUGGCACUAUCCACAUUUUUAACAACAGGGCCAGACGGGAGCUCUCCUGGGCCAGAUUAGUAAUUGUUGGUUUACCUGUGGUACCCCAGAUAUUAAUCGCUUCUGAAGAGAAGUAAGCUAGCUAACCUGAUGAGCGUUUAACUUUUUUGGUUUAAUGAGCGCUUCGGUGGGGAGUGCAACCGUUUAAUGUUAGCUUUUAAAGUUCUGGUUUUUUGGGGGGGUGGGGUGAGAGGUGGAAAGGGGAAUUACUUGAGUGUUACACUUAACGUAGAUUUGAACAGUAGUUCUUCUUGUGCCACUGGUGCGCUGCUUUCAGUUCAGUUAAAAUGCUCUGUUAUCAAUUUUUUACUCCCAAUGAGCAGUUUAGCAAUACGGCGUCUUUGAAAUGCUGCAUUUGUUCUAAUCGGUUUCUAAUGGGUUGGUAGGUUUUAACAGAGACGUCCUAUACACGUGCUGUGGACUGGUGGGGACUGGGUGUCCUUAUAUUUGAAAUGCUAGUAGGAGAGGUGAGUGAGUGAUCUACUGACUAAGUCAAAAGAUACCUAAUUACUUUUACCGUUAAAAUAAACACCACCAUAAAAGUGUUGCUGAAAAGGUUUCGUUUGAAUGGUAACACUGUUCGAACUGCAUACUAAACAAAUAACAGCAUCUAAAAGUACUGCUAAAGAGGUUUCAUUUAAAUGGUCACACUAGAGGAUCUCAUCCACAGUCUCAAAUGUUAGAAGUGCGAGCUAAACGAGUAACCAUAAACGGUAACAUACUCCCAAUACACUUUUCAUUCUAACAUUGUUCUUGUUUUAUGUUACCGCUUUAGUCUCCAUUUCCUGGAGAUGAUGAAGAAGAAGUCUUUGAUUCCAUUGUAAAUGAUGAAGUUCGUUAUCCAAGGUUUCUUUCAACAGAAGCAAUUGCUAUCAUGAGAAGGGUGAGUCUCACUCACUGAAUUUUUUCUUUUGUAUUCUUCUUUACAGCUUUAGAUAAAGUUAAACUUCUUUAAAGGUGAUUUCGCACGGAAUGAUGUGCAACGACCAUUUUUAGGGCAACCAUGCUGGAACAGUGUAGUGACAAUUGAAAAAAAAAAAUCACUUAAUUUGUGUGUCAAUGUGUUUAGCACUAGAGCAGUAUUGUAAUGGACGACACUAUUUUUACGUCUCCUACUAAAGAAGGGACCGCUAUUUUACGCUGUCAUCCGAGCCAUGCUAUUAGUCGUUUGCAGGGCAAAGGCAGUACCUUCCCUACUUUCUCAGUUAUUUUAAGACCCUGAGUAUUGGUCCGUCCCCGGGAAUCAAACCCGCGACCACCCGGUCUGCAGUCAAGCGAUCUGCCGACUGAGCUAAUCCUCGCGCGGUAGCAGCAGUUGCGCAACAAUGUUGCAGCAAAUCAGGUUGUUGAAGGUUGCGAAAAGCUGUUGCAGAAAGUAGAGAGUAGUUCUACUUUUGCAACUAAAUCUUUACAUGUUGCGCGUUUUACCGACCCAAGGCAAACUUGUUUUGCACCAAUUGACGUAAAUCCAGCGUAUGGCGUGACUCCCUCGUAAUUUUAUCCAAUAAGAAGUCAGUAUUCACGCAGCCUGAAGCAAUCUCAUUUGUUGCUAGACAGGUUUGAAUGUUGGUGGUAAAACGUGCAACAUCGCUUUUCAGCUAGUUUUGUAGCAAUGUUUCGAAACAAGUUGCACCUAUUUUCUGCCCGUUUUACCGCAGCUGAACAGAACUGUUUGUGGCAACGGAAAUCCGCUAAAAGUGGGCUUGUCUUACUAAGAGUUGCUAUGCUUGUACAUGAAGACUGUUAAAAAGAGUCAGUAACUCUUCUUUCUGAUUGAUCUUUUGUUUUGAUUUUCCUACAGUUACUAAGACGGAACCCAGAGAGACGGUUAGGAGCCAGCGAAAAAGAUGCAGAGGAUGUUAGAAAACAGCCUUUCUUUAGGGUAAGUAAAUCCACAAUUUAACCGGAUUUAACCUUGAAGAAGUGGCCACCAAAUUGAGGUGCAGGCAAAUAAAAAAGAAGGCACGGGUGGCCAAAAUUGACUAAGAUUGCUACGGUUUACAUUUGGGGGUUGUGAAUAUUGUUCAGCCUGUAUGAUUUUCAAAUUUCUUCUGUGUUCGUGACUUUAAAUUUGAAUUCCCAGGAGACAUUUAUUUUUCAAAAAGGUGUGAUUGUUAUUUAGCGGUACAGUCGAAGCUCUCUUUGCAACUACUCUCGUAAGCGACCUGCUCUAUUCACGACCACAUUUGUAAAACCCCGUUUGAACUGUGACUUCAACUUUGUAAUGAAAAGCUGUCGUAAGCGACCGCUACCCAACUGGACUAUUCCUUUGUUUUUAUGCUCUCGUAAGCCACCAGUCCGAGUCUUCUUCAUAAUUUCGACGCUUCAAUGAAACUGCACACUGCCCUAAUGGUCUUUAAAAAUUGGACGUAAAGUUAAGCUGUGUCUAUAUCAGUCAUAAAGACACUCAUUAAACAUUAAUGUCUUUCGUUUUUUAUGAAUUGUUAAUGAGUUUCUGCAGCUCUCGUAAGCAACGACCCUCUAUUGUUUUACUAUGCGGUCGCUUGUGAGAGCUCAUUCUCGUACGCGACCAGCUCUAGUUACGACCACCUUUUUUAAUUUCCGAGGUGGUCGCUUUCUAGAGCUGCGACUGCAAUUUAGUAAUUGACGAUAAGUUUCACAAUCAUUAAUUUUGACAAAAUUAAGCAAAGUGGCCAAAACAGUGACUCAAUAGACAGUCCUUUGAACUCAUCAAGUGCCAUAGCCGGCUAGUAGUGAGGGACCUCAAAAGUGUCUUUUUAUAAUCGCUCAGGGUGUCGCUAAUUUUUUUUCCUUUCUUUUCUUUUUAGGACAUGAAUUGGGAUGACCUUCUCGCGAGAAAAGUUCGACCUCCUUUCGUCCCUAGCGUGGUAAGUUUCUCUUAGCUUACGCUUUCCUGUUACCUUAGAAGCUUUUUCCGACGUUAGAAUUCUCCUGAAGGAAGUACAUGUACAUAUUUAAGAAACAUUGCAAUUUUUAAGCUCUGUUUUACAAGACAUAGGGAAAAUCCUAUAUCCCCUUCCGGAUUCCAUCUUUCGACCUGACCUGCGGAGCAAGCCCUUACCAAAGGCUCACUCAUUUUACCCUCGUCCUUAACAAUGCUAGGAUCAGCAGUCAAGAGCCUACUCUAUGGUAAUAAGUAAAGAAGAAAAGUAAUUUUUAAGCUCGUUAGUGAAGUACAUGUUAUUUGCUUAAUGGACUCUGUGACAACAUGCUUGUAAACCUGCAAUAAAACGUCAGAUUCAGGUUUUGUCUUUAUCUUAUAGUUAGGCGUAUUUUGUAAUUGUUAUGGUAAUCUGCUUCGAGCUGUUCUCCUUAACUGGGUGGGGUUUCUUUCAUCCCUUGCUGUGGUUACUCUGAAGGCCCGUAACAUAGGGUGUAAAGUCUACAGAAAAUGAUAAUUAGUGUAACUUGUUGACGUUUUCUUGGCAGAAACAUGCAGAGGAUGUGAGUAAUUUCGAUGAAGAGUUCACAUCGGAGGAUCCAGUCCUUACCCCGCCCAAAGAAAUUAGAACGCUGUCAGACGAAGAACAGGUACAGAUAUGCUGAAUCUUACAUCUGAUCAACAAUGUCCUUAUUUCAUCUGUAUGGCCUUCGGGUUGCUUGUUCACUGUGGAAUCUCAAUGCAAUUCCACUGUUUAAACUAUAUCUCAGUUACUUUAACGUCUCUUCUAUUUCGCCAUCAGUUCUGGCCUGAUGCAAAAGUUUGAAUUUGAAAAAGAACUCUAAACAUGCGCAGGUUUAAGUCUGCUAGUUCGAAGGUUUUGAAGGUUUUGAUUGGUCCCCAGUUCCCACUUUUUGCAAUUGAAACUUGUCGCCGUCGUCAAGCGAGAGGGGUUUGCGACGAUUAAAUGAAACUGACCUCCAGCUAAGGUUGUCGUUUCCGCCUUCCUAACCGAUUAAAUCGAUUGGACUUUGAUGAAGCAAAAUCAGUCUCGUUUUUGUGAGGUGGAAAUGUUCGCGCUUGCCAAUUACCUCAUGCAACUAUUCUCCCAAGAAAACUAUUAAUCUUGUUAAUGUGUCUUUGGUUGAUCUAACCUCUCACGCAAUCCUCCCCAAAGUUGGUGCAAUAGGGAAGGAAGGCGUGACGAACCCCUAGGAGAGUCUGCGUGGGCGGCUAUGGUUGAUCCUAACCCGUUGUUACCUUUAUUAUUUUGCAGACACUGUUCGCGGAUUUCAACUACACUGCUGACUGGUGCUGAGAAAAACCAAGAGGCAAAGAAAAAUUUUAUACGAUUAGUGUAGCUAGAGAAUGAUUUUCAUUUUUACAAUGUCCAGGCGCUGGAUCUAGCGCCUCCAAUGUAAAGCGUUUUUAUGAAAGGAAAAAAAUGCGGUGAUUUUAUUUUUAUCAUAGUGGGGUACUAAUUUUUCCCCUCCCCAUUUAUCUCCCACUUUCAAAGAAGAUAUGCAUAAAGUAAAGACUAGUUUGGGAUGUAAAUACUAUAAAAUAUUAUGUCGUCUACACCUUCUCCUUGAAGGGUGGUGCUUAAGUAUGUAAUAUUCUUUGAUAUUAAGUACUCGUCCAUUGUCUGCCCCACGCUGGGCCUCACAAGCGCCCCUGGAAACAAAGUUACUUUGCUGCUGACUUUUAUAUUGAACUCCUCUGAUUAAACUCCUAGAAGAAUUAAUGGUGUCGUUGUUGAGUUCGUCAUCAUUUAUUCUUCCACAACAAAUUGUUUUUAUAGAAGUAUUUUUCACUGUUAGUUAUUUUCAGUGAAAGUAAUAGCUCCGGCCAGGGUUGCUCUCAAAAGAUGGUUAUCUUUCACCCAGGUUUACUAAGAGUUAUUUUACACAAAAUUGCCCUCGUUUAGAUACAUAUAGCUAGAGCUUAUUAAAUAUUGUUGAGCCAUAAUUCAGAGGCCCGGUCAAUAUGUUAACCCAAAAUAUACUAUGAUAGUCUAUGAGAAACUGAACUGAAACCCUUUCACUCCCAAACAUGGCUUAAGUCAAAAAUAAGAAAAGAAAGAAAAAGUGCUAUGCGCACGUUCUGCUCGGUACCUUUAUUUGAAUGGUCACACCGUAGGAUUUUGUCCACAGACUUGAAAGUUCGAACCACAUUACAAGACUCCAUUGUUCACUCUGGAAAUGGAAGGGUUAACUCUAUAACCUUGGGUUGGUGCUGACUGCCCUUCCUGAAAAAAGAACGAAAGCAAAGCAAGGGCCGUUUACUUUUCAAAUGUUGAAGUGACAGUUUUUUUUGUCUCCUUUUCUUUUUGUCGUUUUUCUUUUCUCGGUUCUCGAUGAGUAAAAAUUGAAAUUACCCGCUCAUGACUAAAAUCUUGUGGCUGUUCAGAAACGUUAAGCGAUGCAACCUAGCUAUUUGUUUUUCUACGAGUGUAAGUCUGACUAAUGUUCAGAUUGCACGAGCAUACUUUCUUCUUGUUCAUCGACCCUUAAUUUUGAGGCUACUGAGUCUUUCUGUGCAAGAAGUUGGAUGAGAAUCGAAACAGAGUUCAAGUCACAAUUUGUCAGUAUAUCCCUUUGCUUUCGUAGAGUGCUUGUUAAAUUAUGUUUUGCAUUCCCUCGACUAGCCGAAGAGGAAGUCGAGUGAAAUGAAACGUGAUCUUAUACUUGUAAAUAAUAGAGAAAUUUUCUACCUCUACUCUGAGAUUGUAUAUCAUUUAUUUUACAGCUUCAAUUUGGAAUUAAAACUUGAUGGAUUUGAGUUUAACUUUCAGAAUAUUUGAUUGUUUAAAAUUGCUGCUUUUCUCACGGACAGCCUCUCUGUUCUAGCAAUGAAUGUGUGUGACAUUGGUCAUGCUCUACCUGUGAAUGUUCUCUGCAUUUUAGAGACGUUUAUUUAAUAAACUCCGAAUACCC